Molecule: messenger RNA, 372 nt
Organism: Necator americanus (New World hookworm)
Lineage: Eukaryota; Metazoa; Nematoda; Chromadorea; Rhabditida; Ancylostomatidae
Exons: 3
Coding region: 1-372 (123 amino acids)
Source: RefSeq, a predicted model, not a curated record
AUGUCGUUUCAUUCCAGCCUCCCCAUUGCGUUCUCGAGGGUGGCUGUGAAUAUUUUAGGGACACCACAGUUGUCGAAGGCCUCCAUAACUCCUUCUGUCUCAAAUGAGUCAAAAGCCUUCUUUAAGUCGACAAAGCUGAUAGAUAGCGACAUUUUGUACUCUCGCGAUAAUUCGAGGAAAGAAGAGGCAGAAGCAGCAGAAACGACUCCAUCGGAACCACCCAAGAUGCCACGAGGAACCGAGGGUAAGGUUUCGGAGUCACAGCCCGAGAACUUUCUUGCAGCAAUGGUUGAACAAAUGCGGAUUCAACAUGAAGAAAUGAAAACGCUGCUCACCGCCGUGGCACCCAUGCAGAGAACCACCGCUGAAUAA